AUGACUUUUACAUUCUCCACUUCAUCAAGGAAAAAUGGUAGACCUACUUUAAAAUCUGUUUCUACAGAAGACAACAUUCAUUUAUUGAGGAAGCGCCGUCAGCAGCAAUUAUUAAGUAACUCUACUAAUAAUUCACACCAUCCAAAUAGUUGCCACACUCCAUGUGCAACCGAUUGUCAAGGCGAUGACAUACGCAGCGCUUCAACAACCAACUUGGAUCGUUUACGACAAGAACAAGAGGAAAACGCAUUAGAAAUGGACUGUACCAAGUCGACACUAUCUCAUAGAGCAAAUAUGGUUGUGGACGUCCUGCCAUCUUUUGAGAUGUAUAAUGCCUUACACAGACAUAUACCUCAGGGCAACGUUGACCCGGACAGACACGACUUCCCUCCUUCUUAUCAAGAAGUUCGUACACAAAGAAUGACUACAUUAUCCAGUAAUGACAAUUCUGUGGAAAGGUCACAAUUGACAGCGAUAUCAGGAUCAGAAAACGUAUGUAAUGGAGCUACUUCACACUCUCUUACCAACCUACAUCCUUUACAAACGCAACAUCUUACAAUAAAUACCACUACAGAUAAUAGACAAUCACAUCAUUCUUUGUCAGACACCAAUGUCAGUCAAAUACCGUUCGAAGACGACCUAAAUGACUCGGAUAACAUUUUUAUAGACAAAUUAUACACCUUACCCAAAAUGACCACUCCGAUUGAGAUUGAUAUAAGAAUAACGAAAACUGCAUCAAUACCUCAUGAACGUCCUGAGGAACAAUCCAUAUUAAAGGAAUAUACAUCGGGCGAUAUUAUCCAUGGCUACUGUUUGAUUGAAAAUCGAUCUUCGCAACCCUUGAAAUUUGAAAUGUUUUACGUUACUUUAGAGGCGUAUAUUUCUGUAAUCGACCGUCAAAAGGGGAAAAGAACUUUGAAGAGAUUUUUGAGAAUGGUUGAUCUAAGUGCAUCUUGGUCUUAUACAAAUAUCACCCCAAGUACAGGUAUCAAUAUUGUUCCGGGUGAACGGGAUUUUGAUGAUGCCAUUAUUGGUCUUUCAAACAGCAGGGAACUGAAGCCAAACACAAAAUACAAAAAAUUCUUUAUGUUUAAGCUUCCUACACAAUUAUUGGAUGUGACAUGCAAACAAGAGCAAUUUUCUCACUGCCUUCUACCACCAAGUUUUGGUAUUGACAAGUAUAAAAAUAAUUGUAAAUAUUCUGGGAUAAAAGUUAAUAGUGUCCUUGGCUGUGGACAUUUAGGUACCAAAGGCUCGCCCAUUUUGACCCUGGACAUGGCAGAUGAUAACUUAUCGAUAAAUUAUACCAUUGAUGCCAAAAUUGUGGGUAAAGACAAAAGAACGUCAAAGUUGAAUAUUAUGAAGGAAAAGGAAUAUAACUUGAGAGUCAUGCCCUUCCCUUUUGCCGGUGUUACUAAUCAGCAAAAUGAGAAGACGUGUCUAAGACAGCUCAGUGAUUUGGAAACCUUGAUCGAGGAUAGAUUUGAAGCUUUAAAAAAAGUUUUCAGGAAACUGGAGUUAGAUGAGGCUAUUUCAAAUUUGGAUAUUCAUGAUACGGAUAUAAGCGGAACUUUAGAUGGCAAUGAAGAUUUGGAUUCUGACGAGAUAUUAAGACGUAAGUUAGAUCAACUCCACAUUAAUAACAGAAUUGAUGAUGCUACUAAUCCGACGCCAUCUUAUGACUCCAAGAACAUGGUCCCGAAGGAAAACUUAGUUGAGACUGAGUUACGGUAUAAGUUUAAGAAUAAGAGUAAAUCAAAUUCAAGUUUAUUUUCUCAUUUCUUGAACUCAUCAGAAGCAGGCCCAUCUUCAAGCGGUACACAUCUAUACAAUUCCGGUUUAAUUGUAUUAUCAGUCAAAAAACCACAAUCUGCGUUGCCUUACUGGUCACCAUCAUUGUUAAGGAAAACCAAUAAAUUUGAAGCGAAGAGUGAACAAGAAAAAGAGAAUUGGCAGAGGUUAAUGAGUAUGCUUUCGGAUGAAAUGAAAACUCCACUAACUAAAUUAGAUGUACGCUUAACCUGUAUUCAAUCUAAUAAUAGCGCAGGCCAUAAACCACCAGAGAUAAGCUCUGUAACUACAGAAUUUCUGGUUAUCACCGCCAAGUCUGAUAAUUCUAUUCCUAUCAAAUUCAGCACCGAGCUGUUAAUGAACGAGAAUAGGUUAAACCAAUUGAAGACGAAAUUUUCGGCUUACCAAAAACAGGUCCACGAAUAUCGUAAAAAAUUUGAAGAGAACCAUGUGAAAUUAGAUGAACUUUAUAAUAGAAAUAGAGAUCACACUACUUCAAAAGAAUUGUUAUUCACAAAUUUCAUAUCUGAUCAGAUAAACAAUGAUAUUGACAGUUUAGCCGGGUUAAAAGUUGAUGUUAUUGAUUUACAUGAUAUCUUCAAAAAACAGAUACAUACUUUUGAAGAAGAAAACGAGGAUGUAAUUUCUAAAAAAGGGAGUUCAAGUUCUCCUUCUCUGUCCUCCAGUAACAACAACUUCUUACAAGCAACGUUUAGUAAUGGUGCAUCCACUGCUACUAAAUUUACUCAACAGAUUGUGCAUGAAUGGGAAAAGGUGAAGCCACUGCAGUAUAAAAGAGAUGUAACGGUUAAUUUGAAGUUGAACCCCAACAUCAAGGAAACUUUAGUACCUAAUUUUGAGACGUGCCUGUGCUGUAGAUUUUAUUGCGUUAGAGUGAAUAUCAAAUUCGACAACCAUUUAGGUUCCAUGAAAGUUGAUAUUCCAGUUGACGUUAAGAAGUUACAAAGUGAGACUAUAUAA
Messenger RNA from Saccharomyces mikatae IFO 1815, 2772 nucleotides. It is a transcript of the gene BUL2, whose product is annotated as ubiquitin-ubiquitin ligase BUL2. The transcript has a single exon. Gene Ontology annotation, cellular component: ubiquitin ligase complex. Bases 1 to 2772 code for a protein of 923 amino acids. NCBI's taxonomy places the organism in Eukaryota, Fungi, Ascomycota, Saccharomycetes, Saccharomycetales, Saccharomycetaceae. Gene Ontology annotation, biological process: protein polyubiquitination; protein monoubiquitination. Gene Ontology annotation, molecular function: ubiquitin-ubiquitin ligase activity. The record is from RefSeq and is a predicted model, not a curated record.